CACCAAACCGUUCAGUAUAAAGGUCUCCGACGACGCCGAUGACUUGGCCACAUCCGUCGUUCAUUCAGCUCUCUAUCUCUCUUCGGUCGGCGACGCUUAAGCGAGCGCACGGGGAGAUGUUCCAGAGCGGUUUGGAGCGACCGACAGCGAAGAAGGAAAAUCACCGACGUGGGGCUGGCGGGCGUCAAAAAUGAAUCUUCCGUCGUGUUUCAUCUCCCUGCAAUUGUUCGCGACGCUGAUACUUCCCUCUAAAAGUGCGACGAUCAGCAACAGGCCACAAGAGGUUUUGAAAGGCGGAUGUAACGAAACAACGCACUACUCGUCAAAACAUGGCAUCUGCUGCGAGCUCUGCCCAGCAGGUAGCAAGAAGUUGAUGGAUUGCGAUUCCAACAAGACCGGCUCGUUCUGCACGGGUUGCCGUGCAGGAGAAGGCUACACGGACGAACCGAACAGCUCCAACGAGUGCAAGAAGUGCACCGUUUGCAACGUGACUUCCGAAGACACUGAGAGGAGAUGCACCACCAAGGAGGACACUCGCUGUCGCUGUAGAGACGGCUUCCAGAGGGCUGCCCCAUUGGACCCCUGCACGGAAGCGAAGGGAGAUGCAGACGUUGCUGGAGCUGUCAUCGGUGUUCUCAUCGGUGUUGCCAUCGGUGCUGUCGUGCUCCUCAUUCUACUUGUGGUGACCGUGGGCCUCCUUCUCUACAGAAUCUUCCGUAAACGCUUCCCUGGGGUAAGUCGCGGUGGCUAG
This is a messenger RNA of Lethenteron reissneri (Far Eastern brook lamprey), 751 nucleotides long. RefSeq names its product tumor necrosis factor receptor superfamily member 6-like. Gene Ontology annotation, cellular component: membrane raft; CD95 death-inducing signaling complex; external side of plasma membrane. The record is from RefSeq and is a predicted model, not a curated record. Gene Ontology annotation, molecular function: protein binding; tumor necrosis factor receptor activity. Gene Ontology annotation, biological process: activation-induced cell death of T cells; regulation of stress-activated MAPK cascade; negative regulation of apoptotic process. NCBI's taxonomy places the organism in Eukaryota, Metazoa, Chordata, Hyperoartia, Petromyzontiformes, Petromyzontidae.